AUGGGUUAUCAUGACCUCGUGCUGGACCGGCAGGUCCUGGUGUGGGUGCUCAUCCCCCUCACCAUGUCCAUCAUGCUGAUGAUGCUGUUGCGGCAGUAUGCGCAUCAGCUGAUGUCAAGCGAGGCGCCACCCAAAACCAGUGCGAAGGAGAUAGGCGAGGCUCAGGCCGUGAGCCGUGCGCACAAGCUGAGGGAACAGGCCGGAUGGAUACCGCCUCAGGCGUUCAGGAUGCGAAGGGCGUACUUCAUUGCGAAGGACACAGGGGUCUUCCAUCAAAAAGCUGAGUCGAAGUCCAUGCAAGAGGCAAUGGCCACAGAUCCGUCCAUGAUGGUGGACAUGCUCAAGAAGAAUCUGACUGGCCUCAUACCACAGAUCGUGAUGGGCGCAUGGGUAAACUACUUCUUUGCUGGGUUUGUUCUUGGCAAAGUUCCCUUCUCUCUCAGUCCGCGCUUCAGGCCGAUGUUGCAGAGGGGAAUCGACAUGUCUUCAUUGGAUGUGUCGUAUUUCACAAGCCUGUCAUAUUACAUUCUCCUCCUAUUUGGGCUGCGCGGGGUGUUUUCACUCUUCUUCCGUGAGGAGACCAUUGAUGACACCGAACUGAUGCGAAGGCAGAUGAAUCCCAUGAGUGCAAUGAAUCCUGGAUUCGAUGCCCAAAAGGCGUUUGAUGCUGAAAGAGAGAACCUUGAAGUGUAUGAUCACACCUGGAAGCUUCAGGGUGUUGAAGAGCGGGCGUGCAAAGCACUGCAGAAGUUCUUGGACACGCCUCUCAAUUGA
Messenger RNA from Ostreobium quekettii, 774 nucleotides. The record is from the annotation of a GenBank genome assembly. Lineage: Eukaryota; Viridiplantae; Chlorophyta; Ulvophyceae; Bryopsidales; Ostreobiaceae.